Messenger RNA from Prorocentrum cordatum, 987 nucleotides. NCBI's taxonomy places the organism in Eukaryota, Dinophyceae, Prorocentrales, Prorocentraceae. The record is from the annotation of a GenBank genome assembly.
GCAGCCGCCCGAGGGGCGGACGAUGGGCGGUUGGCGGCGGCGCUGCGUCGCGUGGAAGAGCUCGAGGCCCGUUGCGCGGAGCUCGAGGCCGCGGUGCCCGAGCUCGUGGAGCGGCUGGCGGUGGUGGCGCCCAUCUUGGAGGCGGACCUCGGGGAGGUGGCGGCGCCGCCGAUCGCGGUGAGCAGGCGGAACGCGGCGUGCCACAACCCGUCCCUGCCCGCCGCCGUGGCGCGGGGCAUGACGCAGCGCUCGCUCAAUCGCGUGCAGCGGGAGGCGGAGCAGGCGGGGAGGCGCGACAGCUCGCGCGACACCGUGGACGCGGCGGUCGAGGCCGCUAGCGCUGACCCCAGGGGGCGCGAUCGGAUCCCUGGGGGUUUGGGGACGUUCCCCAUCGGGGCUGACGCGGCGGUCGAUGCUGCUGGCGCCGACCCCAGGGGGCGCGCUCGGAGCCCUGGGGGCUUGCGGACGUUUCCCAUCCGCACUGCUAUCGUGGGGGAGGAUGUGCAGGAGGAUGGGGGGGGCAAUGCCGUCGAGGAGGAUGCCGAGGACGACUGCGACGUCGAGCAGGAGGAUGGGGCGCGCCAGCCCCAGGCCUUCUUCAUCGGUGACGGCGUGGAGAACGACGGCGACGUCGUGGAGGACGUGGCCGACCGCAAGGACGGCUCGCUCGCCCAUGCUGCGCGGCGCCGCCAGCGCGUGCUGCAGAGGCAGGUGGGGGAGAGCCAGUGCGCGGUCGCCGACGACCGCGACGCGAGGAGGCCAGGCUGGCAGGCAGCGGAUGCCCUAGCGGGCUCAGCCAGCCCACCCUCGGCGGACGAGCAGCGUGCUGGACUGGCAUGGCUCCGCGAGGGCCUCGAGGCCAGUCUGGCCGAAGGCUGUGGGCCUCGCAGGCUCGCGGUGCUCAGGGACCGCGUCGGCGAGGCGGCGAUCAUCGACCUACGUGGGCAGGUCGCGUCGUUCGUGGCCGACCGCAGGCAGGAGCUGAAG